This is a messenger RNA of Sclerotinia borealis F-4128, 7251 nucleotides long. The record is from the annotation of a GenBank genome assembly. NCBI's taxonomy places the organism in Eukaryota, Fungi, Ascomycota, Leotiomycetes, Helotiales, Sclerotiniaceae.
AUGGGAAGAAACGAUCAGAAGAACAAUAAGAAGGACGUUCAAUUCGUUCCUCACGUAGAAGAUUCUGCAUCUUCUAUUGCUUGUGACGAGGUACCAACACCCUCAACAACUCAGUGGUCGAAACCUUUAAUAUUGGAUACAUCAAGGAUAAAAAUUGCUAGAUACUAUGAGGGGAAGAAAGAUGAUGAAGAUGAUGAAGAGAGUGAGGACGAUGAAGUCCAGGAUAAAUUAGAAGGGAUUCCAGAGGAGCCAAUAGAAACAACAAAAACAAGCGAUACCCCGCAGCCAGAAACCAAGGAUGUAGAUUCACCUGAACAGGAGGAAUAUGAUUCUAAGGAGGAAGAGGAUGAAAACACACCUGAUCAAGAAGAACGACCACAGUCCACCGAAGAAGAUGGUAAGCCCCCCUCAAUGACUGAAGAAUCGAGUGAGUCGAAAUCGGAAGACUCCAUCUCGACCCCGGAAGCAAGUCCAGCGAAUGAUAGUACAGAAGCAGGGAUUCCCUCCGAGCCUACUCCAAACACCACCGAUGGUACACACCCUCCCCCUCCCGUUCCAGACGCCCCACCAUCAUACAGCAUAUACGACGACGGGCAUUCAUUGAGUAAAGUAGAUUCAUAUCAAUCACAUCAAUCUCAUCAAUCUCAUCAAUCGCAUUCGUCAUAUCCUACAGUUCAUUUCGCCGAUGACUUAUCAUCCACAGGCUCCAAAUCAAAGGGUAAGAGAACGAAAAAGAGUAGCAAGGACAGGAAGCCAGCAGUACCCGAAGUUCCACGUAAGCCGGAAGCUUUAUCGAGCAAGAAGAGUAAAAAGAGCAAGGAAAAAAGCUCAAGGUCUAUUGAGGAAGAACCACCAGCGCCACCAGAGGUGCCCGAUCCACCCCGGGGCGACCCAGAUGAUUCCGAUACACAUUCGAGGGGGAAGAAAAGGAAGGCAAAGGACAAGAAAGAGAAUAGUGGUAGUAAAAGAAGCAAGAGCAAGGGAAAGGUCAUUCCGGAGUCGGUCAUGAUACCAGUACAGAUACCAUGGAAUCCGAUAACAGAGAGUGAGGAGUCUAAGUCGACUGAAUCUGAAGACAUGGAAUCAGUGCAAGAAUCACAGAUGACUCCAGAUGUUGUCGUGCCAGUAUCAGGUGAUUACCACUAUUUCUUGACGAAGUUUCGAGACAUAUUUUUUAGAGCUAAAUGUGCCGACAUUCAUUUAUCCCCAUACGCUAACUAUCAUCCUAAAGAUCUAGAGCCCACACUCUCAUCAGACGAUCUCCAAGGCGAGAAUAUAGAGGGCGGGGAAACAGUACCUAUAUCUGAGAGCGAGCCGACGCAACCUAAAGAACUUUCAAUUACAGAAGAGACAUCGACGAGUGAUGUACCAGCAGCGGAAGACGUACAGUUGGCAGACGAAGACAUUCUGAGCACGGAAGAUAGUCCCAUUAUCACCGAAGAAGUUCAAGUCCACGAGCAAAUCCUUAUUAUAAACGAAGAGAUCGAAAUCAAGGACGAUAAACCCACGGUUGCUGAUGGAUUAGACAUAGAUACAGAAGAUCCCGAUAGCGAGCUUAUUCCGGAAACCAUAGCGGAGAUUCCUGUCAAUGGCGAGGAGACUUCUACCCCGGAUGAACAUAUUCCACAAGAUCUGGAGCCCACUGGAGAACUUUUGAACAACGAAGAGAGCCCAUCAGCAAGCGAAGAUAUUUCGGCUACUACGGAUGAGACCGCGGCUACUAGAGAAGAAAUCUCAGACCCCGUCAAGUCGACGCCAGACACUGCCACCAGUGAAGAUGAGAUGGGUCAUGUGGAAGCACCCGCAAUAAACGACGAGACGCAGCAGAAGGAUGAUGUUCUCGCAAGUGAUGAGCCGGAUGUUAUGGAAGAGAGUACAAGUCCCGACGAGGAAACACUACAUCCAGAUGAGCAUGUGUCCGAGGAGACCAUCGUGUCAGAAACCCAACUCGAAGUUCAACCGAGUGAGGAAUCUAUUGAGAAAGGCUCUCCCGAAGAGCGCUCUUCUCAAGAAAAGAGUUCCGAGCCGAGCGAGCCGGAAUCUGUACCCAUCGAUCCCGCAAUGACCGAGAGCGUCCUUCAAGUCGAAGAGAAUGAAGAAUCUAGCGAAGGCAAUCAAGAGAGUUUGACAACUUCUGAAGAAGCUGAUCCGGACCAAUCAAGCACAGAAUAUUCGAAUGAAUCUCAAGUCGUCGAAGCCGAAGUGCUAAGCCCCGAAGAAACUGGAACCGAGAAGAUUGAUACACCAAAGGUCGAGGAAGAUCACGUGGUCGAGGAGUCUAAGCCGGACGAAUAUACUCCUGAGCCAACCGAGGACGUCAUUAGAGAAUCGGAGCUUGAAACCAUCUGUGAUGAUACUAGAGCUACUGAAGAGCCAUCAGAGAACGCCGAGAUAGGAGAAGUGGUAGAUGAUGCGGAAGAGUCCACUGUCAAAGACGAUAUCGUUCAGGAACUAGCACCUGCAAACGAUGUCGAUGAAGCGCUAGCUCUUGAACAUGACACGACUGGAGCGUUAGCCGUGGAGACCCCGGAUAUCGGUAUAGAGGCGAUAGAGUCAGAAAUCGCUGAAUCCAAUGAGGAUGUUCAAGAUAUUUCAGAUGUUCUAGUUAACGUCGAGGAACCGACACAUGCCCAAAAGGAUGACCCUGCUGAGAUUGAUGAACCGAAACUCGAAGCAGAAGUCGAAGAAUUGGCAACUGGUAUCGAAAAUGCGCAGGAAUCUUUAGUGAGCGAGGAAACCUUGGAUGAGAGUCACGUGGAAGGUGCAUCAGCCAUAGUUGAGGAGAAUACAGGAUCAGAAACUUUCGCACCAACCGAACAGACAUCGCUUGAUGUAGAAGAAAGCGAUGACAAGUCGGGGAUCGAAGAAGCACCGGCUACCGUUGAUCACCCUCAAGAAUUGCAAAAAUCCGAAGAAUCUCCCGCCAAGACCGAGGAAGUUCGAGAACCACAAGAAAAUGACGAUACAGAAGAAGAAUCCAGAAUUGAGGAGUUUGCCGUAUUUGAGAAUAGCCAAGAACAAGAGGAUACUUUCACCGAUGGAGAUGUUGAAGAUUCUCACGAAUUCCCAGAAAGUGACGAGAUCGCAGAUUUACUUAUGCCUGAACAAGACCCGGUCGUAAUUGAAGAGGUAUCCGAACAAACUCAAGAGGAGAAGUCAACAGAAGAGGUCGCCAUCGUAGCUCAGGAUAUCCACGAAACCCCCGAGAUAUUAAUAGAGACUGAUAGUAAAGUCAUUCCUGCCAAUACCGAAGAGAUUUCUGGGCCCUCGAGCGAGGAAUCGCAAGUCGGACCUGCGGAGGAAGACUCCAGCAUAAAUUCUCAAAAAUCGUCCGCUACUGAAGAGCAACAAUCAGAAAGUCCAGUCGAAAGCUACCCAGACAAUACCAAUCCUGGGUCGAUUGAAGAACCGCAGGCAGAGCCAUCUAUUAUCAAACAAACCGAUGACUUCGAGGUGGAGGAGCUGAAAGAAUCCGACCCAGAGGAGUCGGAAAAUGAGGCGUUAAGCUGGGAUGGCGAUUCUAGCGAUGACAAUUCGGACUCUGGCGACGAGCACGAGAACGGAGAAAUUCACGCUGUUGAUGAAAAUGACCCUGAAUCAACCGAAACACAGGAUGAUUCACCCGAGACUGAAGAAAUCAAUGUUUUUGUUCUUGAGAGUGAGCCAAAAGAGGCCUUGGAAGUCCCCGUGGAGAAUCUUCCUGGAUCAAUGGAUGAGGAGGAAGAUAUUCAGCCCGUAAAAACGGCCACCGCUAAAGAAGUCAAUGAUUCAGUGCUCCAGGAACAAUCAAUUGAGAACUCGGACGCACUUGUAGGAAAUCCUCACGAUUCGGUGGAUGAGAAGGAACAAACUCAGCCCAGCGAAGAGACUGAAAUUGAAGUUGACCACGUUCCCGUGCUCGAGCAAGAAGCUAUCGAGAACCCGGAUGUUCCUGCUGUGGAUAAUCUCCUGGAAUCAGCCGGUGAGGAAGAGACACCUAUCGAUGUUUCAGAAACCGCUCCAUCUCAGGAAAGCGAAGAUCCUGCUGUGGAUAAUCUCCCGGAACCAGCCAGUGAGGAAGAGACACCUAUCGAUGUUUCAGAAACCGCCCCAUCCCAGGAAAGCGAAGUUCCUGCUGUUCAUGCUCUAAUGCAAGACAUGAAUCAUGUCCCCGAGAUAUCUGCCGUCGAAGAUAAUAGCCCCGAGCCCGUCGUGGAGGAGAAAGAACCUAUUCAGAUAGAUAAAAUCAUCACAAGCGAGGAAAACAAUAUUCCUGGGGAAGAAUCUAUCGAAAAUCUGGAUGCCCCGGUUAUGGAAGAUAUUCCCGACCCAGUCAUUGAGGAGGAUAAACCCAUCGAUGCUUCAGGAAAUGUACUCCCACAGGAAAUCGAUCCUCCUAUUCCUAAGCAAGAGUCGACUGAGGUUUCUGAAAUACCCGCCGCUGAAGAAGAUAGCCCCGAUUCGAUCAUUGAGGAGAAAGAACCCAUUCAGUUGGAAGAACUCGUUUCAAAUGAAGAGUCCACUGUUCCAGUCCUAGUACCAGAAGAACAAUCGAUUGAGACUCUCGAAGCUCCCGCAGCUCCAGAAGAGGUAAAGCAGGAUGAGGUCACCGAAGAUAUUCCUACCACUACGGAAUACGAGCCUGCAACCAUCGAUGACGUACAACCACCCCCGGUAGAAGGAGAUGAAGUCACGCCAGCUGAAUCAGAAUCUGUACCUGUUGAUCCUACGCCCAUCGAGACAGUGGUAGAUGAAGAACCAUUGGUAGAAGCACCUAAGGAGGAGGACGUUCCAGAAAUAGAGGCUGAACCCGAGUCAACAUCAACGGACACUUUUCCCAUCGAAGAGCCUCUCACCGAAGAAGCUACUCUUAAACCUCCCCCAGUUGACAUUGCCGAGGAAUUAGCGAUUGAAAAUAAUCCCGUGCUCGAAAUCAUUGAGUCAGAAGCUCCUACUGGGGCCGACCUAAUUUCAUCCACUCCACCACCAACAGAAUCCAUCAUUGAAAUUUUGGAGGAAGAGGAACAAGCACCACCUGAGUCUGAACCUACGCAAAUUGAUGUCGUUGAACCAGCUGAGGAGGUUCAAGAAAAUGAACCGCCUGGGAUCGUUGAGAAGGUAGAGGAGGAAAGCUUGCCGGUAGAAGAAGCUCCAGCUGCUCAAGAAACAGGUGAAGAAGUUAUCGUUGAGCAAGCUGAAGAAGCUGUGGCUCAAGAAAUACCUCAAGAAGUUCCAGUGACAGAUGACCUUAUUGUGGAACAUACCAUCGAAAUCGGAGAAUCACCCGAAGAAGCUAUUCAGGAACCAUCAUACGAUCCGCCUUCUGUUCCAGCCACAGAAGAAAUUACCGAGUCUCAGGAAAUUAUACAAGAAGCCAUACCUGAGCCCCAAAUGGCUAUUUCAACCCCAGAUCUCAUUGAAGAGCAAGAUGGACUUCCAACAGACGAAAAGCCAACCGAAAUAGAAACCGAAGACUUUGCAGCUGUUGCCUUUGCAGGACUUGCAGGUGCAGCCGCAGUCAAGAUCUCAACUGAUACGGAGGAGAGAGCGCCGAUAAUCAAUAAAGCUUUGGUAGACGAGCCGGAUAGCAUUGAAAGUCGUGAGAAUAAAGAAGUGCAAUCUCCCUCCAAGCCGGACAGCUUUGAAAGUCGUGAGGAUAAAGAAGUCGAAUCUAUUCCCAAGCCGGAUAGCAUCAAAAGUCGUGAGGAUAAAGAAGUGGAAUCUCCCUCCAAAUCGGAUCAAUCGGAGAAUGACAAACGUAGACAUAGGAGUUCGAGACACCACUCAUUCAGUCAUCAUAACCCGAGCAAAUUCGAGGAAUAUCCACCUUCGAGUCGACCUGAAGAGCAGCCACGACGUCGCAGACAUUCCCACAAUCAAAGAUCCAGUGGCGUGACUAGUGAUAGAGAAGAUGAUAGAGAGAACUAUCGUAGUCACAGAUCUAGCCAAAAGGAGGAAGAUAAGGAGCGACCAGAGCGUUCUCAUCGUCGCCGAUCAAGUUAUAGAGAAGACGACCCAGAGCGCUCCCAUCGACGUAGGUCUAGUCGUAAAGAGGACAAGGAAGAUAAGGAGGACAAGCAGGAGCCCGCUCGCGGAGUUUCUCCAGCGAAACAAUCUCCGGACCGUCGAGAUAGUGCUAUUGAGGGUGUAGAUGAUGAGCGUGAACGUCGCCGACGUCAUCGCAAAGACCGUAGUCGAAAUGAACAAGAAGAACACGACAGGAAAAAAGAGGAACGCCGAGCGGCUAAAAGAGAGGCAGCAAUUAAGGCCGAAGAUGUCUUCAGAGCAGAAGAAGCACUGAAGGCUGAGGAAGCAAGAGCUAACGAGGUAAGAGCUAACGAGGCACUCCAAAAAAGGAAGGCAGAAUCCAUUCCUUUAUCAGCGGUUCCAAAGCGAUCAGGAUCACGAAGAGAAAGCAUCUCGAAGCCAUAUUCCAUUACUCCUUAUGAAAGUGAUAACAUCAAGUCUCGACUUCUCGGUCUCAAGAAGCGUGUUCAAAGUGAGGUUACCAGUCCAUUUAUGGCCAAUUAUGAGCCACAUAUCAAGGAGAAAGUUACUCCUGUCACACGCUCCAGAAGAGAUUCUGUUGUCGAUGAACCGGGGCCUCCUCAAUUUGAUAUAACUCUCGAACGCCCAAAGAUGAGUUCUAGUACGAAAAAGUCAUCUCGCUCAUAUCCACAUCAUUCGCACUCUUUCUCUCGGAGAGAGUCCGAACGGACUUCUAGUUCCAGAAAAGAGCCAAGUCGACGAGAAUCAACCACGGAGAAGUAUAAGGCGGAGGAGGAUAAAGAGGCAAGAAGAGCUCGUAGGGAGAUGAGGAGACAAGAGAAGCUUGCCGAAGAAGAAGCAGAAGCGGAAAACCGACGUCAAAGAGAAAAGGAUGAUUAUUUGAGACGUCAACACCGUGAAGAGAGACGAAGAAGGCGAGAGGAAAGGGAUAUCGAGGAACGUGAGGCCAAGGAGCGAGAUAUCAAAACUCGAGAGGCCGAGGAGAGGAGCGACAAUGUAAUGGAACCAAUCCUUGAAAAAGAUAUCGAGAACGAAGAAUCAAAACCUAGCUCAAGACCAACUACCCGCGAGAGACGACCGACGAGACCACACCAUUCACAAUCUCAGAGUUCACGAGGCUCUCGUCCGGAGAUCCCCGCAUCUCGAGGAUCUCGUCCUUUGGAAAAACCCGCGGAGAAACCAGCGGAGAAACCCAAGAAUGCUUUCAAGAGCUUUAUGACGUUGGGAAAGAAGGUCUUUGCUUCGGAUAAGCAUCGAUCUUGA